CGCUCGCCUCCGUGUGUUCAGCCAUUUUGUAAGAAAAUCAAGCAAGUCUGCCGCCCUACCUUCGCUUCAGACCUGCAGUUUUUUUCUUGUGCAAUGGACGGCCGCCUAGACGCUGACUUGUACCCUCUGGGAGCCGGCUACGUCCCUGAAAUUGACAGUGUCCAUGACAUAUCAGUUGGCACAAAGAGGGGAUCCGACGAACUCUUUUCUUCUUGCAUAUCCAACGGGCCCUAUAUCAUGAACUCAGCCAAUGGCAACGACACCAAAAAAUUCAAAGGUGACGUCCGCAGUCCUGGUGUUCCGUCACGUGUGGUCCAUGUACGCAAGCUGCCAAAUGACAUAAAUGAGGCUGAGGUUAUUGGACUGGGACUGCCCUUUGGGAAGGUCACUAAUCUGCUGAUGCUGAAAGGGAAAAACCAGGCAUUCUUGGAACUGAACAGCGAGGAGUGUGCACAGACGAUGGUGAGCUACUACUCCUCUGUCACCCCUGUCAUCAGAAACCACCCCAUUUACAUGCAGUACUCAACCCAUAAGGAGCUCAAGACGGACAACUCCCCCAACCAAGUGCGUGCACAGGCAGCUCUGCAGGCAGUCAAUGCCCUGCAUGGAGGUGGGAUGGGAAGCAUGGCCAUUUCUGCAGAUGCAAGUAGCAUGGCUGGAGGAGCAGCCCAAAGCCCUGUCCUCAGGGUCAUCGUGGAAAACCUCUUCUACCCUGUCACCCUUGAUGUACUACAUCAGAUUUUCUCUAAGUUCGGCACUGUGCUGAAGAUCAUCACUUUCACAAAGAACAACCAGUUCCAGGCUCUGAUCCAGUAUGCCGAUGGCAUGACAGCUCAGCACGCCAAACUGUCUCUGGAUGGACAGAACAUCUACAAUGCCUGCUGUACCUUGAGAAUCAGUUUCUCCAAGCUCACCAGCCUUAAUGUCAAGUACAACAAUGACAAGAGCAGGGAUUAUACCCGACCAGACCUCCCCAAUGCGGAUUCACAGGCCUCCAUUGACCACCAGACCAUGGCAGCUGCUGCAUUUGCUGCACCAGGCCUAAUCUCAGCCUCUCCCUAUGGUGGAGCCCAUGGCUUCCCCCCAACCUUUGCCAUCCAACAGACAGGUCUGUCGGUGCCUGGUAUGCCCAGUGCCUUGGCAUCCCUCGGUGUGAGCCAUGGUAGCAUGGCGGCUGCAGCAGCAGCCGCUAGCCGUCUGGGCCUGUCAGGGCUCGCUCCCUCUGCAGGACACAAUGUCUUGUUGGUCAGCAAUCUGAACCCUGAGAGCGUUACGCCACACUGCCUCUUUAUUCUUUUCGGUGUGUAUGGCGAUGUGAUGAGAGUGAAGAUCCUAUUCAAUAAAAAGGAGAAUGCUCUGAUCCAGAUGUCUGAUGGCACACAGGCUCAGCUAGCUAUGAGCCACCUGAAUGGCCAGCGUCUUCAUGGCAGGGACAUGCGUGUGGCAUUUUCAAAACACACCACAGUGCAGCUGCCCAGAGAAGGCCACGAGGACCAGGGCCUCACGAAAGACUACAGCAACUCACCGCUGCACCGUUUCAAGAAGCCUGGCUCCAAAAAUUACUCCAACAUCUUCCCACCCUCUGCAACGCUCCACCUCUCCAACAUACCGCCUUCUGUGGUGGAGGAUGACCUCAGGAGGCUUUUUGCCAGCUCAGGAGCCACAGUCAAGGCUUUCAAGUUCUUUCAAAAGGACCGCAAGAUGGCCCUGAUCCAGAUGGGUUCAGUCGAGGAGGCAAUUGAGUCCCUCAUCGAGUUCCACAACCACGAUCUGGGAGAGAAUCACCACCUUCGAGUGUCCUUCUCAAAGUCCACCAUCUGAGUGCCUUUUCUUCCUCCCUCCAUGUCUAUUGCCAUCUGAAUGCUACUUUUGUGAAGGUUGCAUUCAGUGGAAAUGGCCACCAUUACAUAUUUAUGGCUGUGGUUCUUUGUAGAACGUUGCUCCUUUCACCCCCAGUCCUAAUGAUUCCCCAUUAUUAAUAGGUUUGGGUAUAGGAUUUAAUUGACUGUUUAUAGAUUCUGGUUCCAAGUUGUGUCACAUCACAAGACACUAAAUAAAGACAAAUAUGAAUAUCUCCAUUUUAUGCACAAAUUGUUUGUAGUUUAAUACUUGUUUGUAUUUGAGCUAGACCUGCUAACAUGAACUGAUUCGGGGGCAUUAUGAAUUUGACCGGGGACCCCAAAAACCCUACAUUCUUGUACCAAGUGUAACUGGCACUGUAAACCAGUAGGUCCAAACUUCACCCAGGAGUCAGUAAGUGGAAUCAUAAGAGUGUUUCUAAACAAAUCCCUGGUCUUGAUAAAAUUGGAACUGGUUCCAGUUCAGGACAUGUUCUUGGUACCCAAACCUAAUAAUUAAUUUGUUCUAUCAUAGUUCAUCAAGUUUUUACUGGGGUCCUGGGGAAUGGGCAACUUUCUGCAAUGAAACAUGUUAAUUUGGAGGUAAAGUAGGGGCAGCUUAUGAACUGUCACUUUAGACCAAAUCGCUAAAAAAAAAGACACCCUCCACAAUGGAUGUAUGCUUAUGUGGACGAAUCGUAUCCACACCAGACACACUUCAGCAUUCCUUUUACUAUGAUAGUCGUGUGGAUAUGUGUGUGUGUGUGUGUGUGUGCCUUUUUGAAAUGCCACUUUGAACCUGUUUGGCCAGUCAGAAACGGUUUGAGACAAAGGAUUUUGUUUUGGCUCACAGAACACCAAGCAAUUUAUUUCCCUAGUAUCCAGUUUUGUUUUUUCAUCUUGUAACUACCCACCUAUUUGCUUCAGGGGAUCAAUACCACUAUCUGAAGUUAUUCAAUAAGUACACUUUUUUUUUUCUUUCAAUAAUCUCUAUUUACAUCCUUGUGCCUUACUUUGCCCCUACCAGAUUGCCUAAAGAAUUGCUCUGGCUUUUUUGGAAAAAAAUGUCUCUCCGAAUGCCUUUUUUCUUGCUUUUUGGUAUGUACCAGCAUUGUUGGAAUGGGUGAAAAUGGCUCCGUCUUCUGUUUCCGCUUAAGAAAACAAAGGUUUAUCUAAGGAUUUGUAUGCAUAUAUCCCCAUUAUAUGUAUGUAGAAACUAUGAAUGUAAGUCAGUUAGAUGCCUAAUAUUUUUGCUAGGUGGUUUAGCUCUGUUAGGUGUGUUGUGGCAGGAGUAGAGCUGUAUCCAGCCUUCCUGUCUUACAGUCCCCAUUCACCUCCAUUUAGUCCUUUUCUCAGUAGGGACAUUGGCGUUUGGGGCCUCAUUUAACCAUAUUAUGUUCAUCUAUAUGUGGACACAUAUAUUCAUUUAUCUUUUCUUUUAAUGUUAGCAUUUACAUGUGUAUCACUUCUAAGCUUAAUUGAUACCUAUACGUAGUGGCUGGGUUUAAUCAUAAUCACAGUGCCUUGACUCCUUGAGUUUUUAAUCCGAGGCUUGCCUGGUCAGUUGACUUUGUUUACCUCUCGUUCAGGUGUUUUAUCUUACCUGUCUGCAAAGAUGCCUUUAUCCAAUCCAAUUCAGGUAAUCCUACCUGUGAGAGGGCAGCUUGGAGGCAUUAGUCAAUUCAAAGUAACAACAGUCUUGGACUGUGUCUAAAAACCCAGAAUAAUUUUUUUUUCUUAAAUUCAGGACACCAGGAUUACAGGGUGGGAUAGCCCUCACCCAUUUCUUGUCUGUGUCCACUUACACCACAGUCAGGUUCCUUAGUGCACUUUUCCUUGAUGAUAGGUCCAAGUUGGCACCAUCACGCUGAAGUCUUAAACGUCGUCACAUUCCUGCGUGCCUCAAAGCACCAGUUUCCACAGCCUCGACCACUGUAGUUUUGGACCAGAUACAGAUGCGCUCUGUCUCUAUUUUUGUAAAAGAUUAUUAUGCAUGGUUUAACAAAGCUUCAUGUAGCUGCAGACGGUUAUUGCUGUUAAGGACCAAAGUAUCUUCUACCCCCCGCUGUUUUGUAGUGUUGUGAUUUCCUAAAAGGUUUUUUCACAUUCCUGCAAUCCCACAAGUACACAAGGCUUCAAUUUCCUCAAUUUUCCUGUUUCUCAAAUGCUUUGGACAAAAUUCACAUGAAGUUGAAAUAUCUUUUGGGUUUCAACCUAUACUGUAUAUUGUAUCCCUUUUUUUUGUUUCAUUGACUUUACAAAGAGCCUACUUUGGUAGAGAUUGCUUUAGAAUGGAUACUUAAUUGAACCACAGUCUUAGCUGUGAUGUUGACAGUGUAGAAGAUUAUAUGCCUUUAAAUUUUUGUUAAAAGCUUUUAUUUUUCUCUCCUUUUUUAUAUGGGGGCGGGGUGGGGUUAUUGUAUGAAGCGGGAUUGAUGGUUGUAUAUAUUCAUGUUUUUGUACCACAAAAUCAUUUGGAUUAUAUCCACUUUACGUUCAAAACAUGUAUAUUUUGAUAAAACAAUACAGACCUAUUAAGCUCUCUGGAGCUGUAAAAACAAAAAAAACUUUUGUAACACAAAGACAUUAAACCUAUCUGAACACAGAAGUGUCUCUGUAUGUGCCCCGCUCCCCCCCUCCCCUGCCAUCCUGUUCUUGUCUCUUGCAUCUUCUGCUGCCUUCAAUAAAUCUUUAGUUUGUUCCUUCUUUCA
Messenger RNA from Dicentrarchus labrax (European seabass), 4549 nucleotides. RefSeq names its product polypyrimidine tract binding protein 1a (gene ptbp1a). Gene Ontology annotation, molecular function: mRNA binding. Gene Ontology annotation, biological process: mRNA processing; regulation of cell differentiation; regulation of RNA splicing. Gene Ontology annotation, cellular component: nucleus. Lineage: Eukaryota; Metazoa; Chordata; Actinopteri; Moronidae. The record is from RefSeq and is a predicted model, not a curated record. Bases 94 to 1821 code for a protein of 575 amino acids. The transcript is spliced from 16 exons.